Molecule: messenger RNA, 3315 nt
Organism: Varroa destructor (honeybee mite)
Lineage: Eukaryota; Metazoa; Arthropoda; Arachnida; Mesostigmata; Varroidae
Biological process (GO): intraciliary transport
Cellular component (GO): cytoplasmic dynein complex
Molecular function (GO): dynein light chain binding; dynein heavy chain binding
Source: RefSeq, a predicted model, not a curated record
CAACAGACACCGGUGUCCCGUAUAGUUCCUGCUGGAAGCUCUGUUGUUGGUGUGGUCCCGUCGUCAAUGCAGGAGCGGGCGCUCGCACCGUGGGGCACAGUUGAAGAGGUGCGCUUAAAUAAGCGUAGUGACCGAAAGGCAAAAGAAGCCGUCGACAAGCAGGAUGGCCUUAAGACGAAAGAUGAGACUCGAACGAUGCGUGCCGAGAAAAAAAGGAACAGCACAGAGUCGAAGAGCAAAUUAUCUUCAAGUAAAACAGGUACAAGCGUGCCGGCUGCAUCGAAGAUCUACUCAAGUGGUAAAAUGAGAAAUUCGAAUUCGAUAAAUCAAAGUAGCAGAACGUCGCUAACAGGCAAAAGUUCAACAAGUUCCCAUGGCACUACAGCGAAAUCGGGUGCUACCAAUGCUCUAAAAAGCUCAGACAGCGUACUUAAAGAAAGUGACCUACUGAAAAAUGGGAUAAGGAAGUUCAAGGAGGCCACAGAUAAGAACAAUGAUGUUAAACAGCGACACAAGGAGACAAGGGAACAUGGCAACAAAGAAAAAUACGGGCAGUCUUCGUCGGCUGCUAGGAAUUCAUCAGCCAACGUACGCAAUAACAUAUCGAAUGAAAAAGUCAAGCCAAAGGUGCAAGAGAGCCGUAACGGUAAGGCCGUUACUCAAAAUGCAGAAAAAAGACCAGGAACGUCUGGAAAAUCUCGCCGAGGAAGCACAGCAACCCAUGAGAGCUUCUCCCCUACUUCAGCCAACCGAAAUUCAGAUUCCGACAACCGAAAAGCCGAGGCCAGACUUACAAACAGCCUAGAGCGCAGUAGUAAAACUAGCACGUCGGAUCGUUCAAAAACCUCGCAGAAGAGCGAACUUGGCCGAGCUUACGGUGAAGCGUCAGCAAAUCGAAGGAGCACUGGAUCAUACGGCUACGAUAACGGUGUUUCGCUACCUAAUAAAGGCGUUGAAAAAACUGGCAAUACCACGGAAAACCUCGUUAACGGAUAUGACGGGCUGACUCCUGGUGGAGAACGGGUUGGAUCGGGCCGAUACUCCCGCAGCAAUUCAGGUUCCGAGGCAGAAAACUACUCGGACGACUUUAGCAGUUAUGGUUCCGAUUUCGAGUCGGAUGAAAACGGAGAAGGUACAGUGACAACCAGUAAUUCUAAUGAGGAGAUCGAACCGCUUCCAAAACGAGUCCAAUUUCAAGUAUCCGAGCCGUCACCCGAAAGGUGGCGACCCAUACCACCCACAACACAAAAACCUCAGUCAAACGGAAAAAAGGAAACUGAUGAAAAUAUAAGAGCGCACGAGAUUCUAUCGUUUAUCCACCUCGACAGGUCAAAGCAUUUAGCACUUCAUUUCGAGGGCCUUCAGUAUGACAACUAUAUGGCAGCGUUCGGAGCAUGUGACCGCCGGCAGAGAGCGACGCAAACAACAGAACGAGUUGAAGACGAAUGUCAAACCGAGCCCAGGCUGAUUCGUGAACUUUGGACCCAGCACCCCGCCAAGGGUAUACAAGGCCCAGUCAGGGGAUCGGGGGUCGGAAUCGUGCGCGUUGUAGACGCGCUUGCAUUGUCACGAUUCGUGCAGUCGGCAGCCGCUGUCAUCCUCGAAGUUAUUGAAGAAGAUCUGGACGUUAGCGCUAGAAUGAAUAUCAACAUUUCAUUUACGGGGAGCGGGAUUAAUGGUCUCAGUGUUACGCGGGUGAAUUUGCCCCUUUACCACUCACUACCAGUGAUUGACGUCGCUACAGCUCCUUCAAAGGCUUCUCGUAUAGCAUGCGCAUUUCAAACCCAGAAAGAAGAGGAUAACGGUGUGCCAGAGUGCGGUCUUGGUCUUUGGGAUUCAAGGGAACCCAUGCAACCGAAAGAAUUUUUGACAUGCCGAAGUCCUCCCCAGCGAUUAACAUGGCUUGGGGACGAGAUUGUGGUUGCCGCCUUAGAAGACAGUAGUCUUGCGGCCUGGGACCUGCGUCGCACUACAUCGUCCAUUACGCCGGCCGCCGGUUUUAGCAACUGGGGUGGAUUGAUGGUGCCGCGACGAGCGGCAGCGUUCAGCUCAGCAUUGGAAAGUAAAGAGCUGUGCCGGAUCGUUGGCUUAUGUUCAUUGACAACAAGGCGUGGAGAACUGAGCGACAAUGAAGAAGAAACGUCCAUAGUUACACUAGACUUCGAAGGACACCUUGUCUUUUGGUCGUUGUUUCAUAUCCAGGAAACUGACAACGCCCUCGACGAUCUCAUGGUAGCGCCACAAUCAACGAUUAAGCUCGUCUGUUCAGCUAGAAUAAAGCUUUCGCUCAACAAUUUGCAAUUUACUGCGCUUUCUGUUAUUGAUCAGGAACUCUUCAUUGGUCGUGAUGAUGGAGGGGUUUUCCAUUUAAAUCGUCAUGCAACGCCAAAGUUCCCUAAAGCUUACACUGCCCGACCAACUGGCGCGAACGAGGUGGAAGUGCCGUCCGGAGCCGUAACCUGUCUGUGUGGGGUUGGGCGCUAUUUAGUAGUCGCCAGUAGCGCCACAAGGGACAGCUCUACCCUGAGGAUAUUUGACCGGGUCUCUGCGUAUCCCCUCCGGACAGUUACACACUGGGCACGCGUGAGCAGCGUACUAGGUGUUUCCAUGGGAUUAGAGCAAACUACAACGUCUUCUACGGCGUUAUUGGUCAACGCAGACUAUCAGCUCUGUCGAUUCGAUCUCAACUCCACCAGUAUUGAACUACUCUAUGAAAAUGUACAGUCCCUGAGCAUUCAUAAAGCUACAGACAUGAACGUCCUCUUAAUCGGUCGCGUGGAUGGAGCGUUAGAGUUUUUCUCGUUUGCGUUAAGAAGCGUCAAUUUCAUCAACUUAAAUCACUAAAUAAACAUUACUUAUAUUGAGAAACAUUUACUUUACAGAUAGACCUUUUUUGCACCUAAGCUAGUAAAACAUUAAAGAAAGCAAGACCUGUUAUAUAAUCUUCUGGUCAUAAAGUAUAGUUCGCUGUAUAAUUUCAUCUAUCAGCAGGUAACUGUGCGGGUAACAGUAAUUAGGAGGUCCGCUUCCUCUAAGCUAUUUAGCGUCCACUUCCGUCAUCAUAACGUGGGUGGCCUGGGUCUAUUAAAUACGAUUGACAGGAUUACCCCCUACGAUGUCAUUGCCAUAGCCUAGCAUCGUCAAUUGAAAAUAAUUGGCUUUUUUUUUUUUCUAAACUCGCCUGCAUAUUGAAAAUGCUCAUUUUUCAUAGUCGUGGGGUAUUCGCACCUGAAAAUUAGUGUUCUGUUACUGCUACGCUAAAUGAAAUACUAAGUAUCCUAAACCGGCAAUCACAUUUAAUCAUAGAUUUCAUGA